Nicotiana tabacum (common tobacco) is the source of this 4293-nucleotide messenger RNA. RefSeq names its product auxin response factor 19. Lineage: Eukaryota; Viridiplantae; Streptophyta; Magnoliopsida; Solanales; Solanaceae. Gene Ontology annotation, cellular component: nucleus. Gene Ontology annotation, molecular function: DNA binding. Gene Ontology annotation, biological process: regulation of DNA-templated transcription; response to hormone. The record is from RefSeq and is a predicted model, not a curated record.
UACAUAAAAUAUUAUUUAUCCACCAAAGAGAGAGAGAAGGAAUAAACAAGAGAGAGAAACAAAAGGCCAUUUCUGAAAAAGGUUCUUUGUAAAGAGAGCUAAAAGAAAGAGCACAUUAGAGUUGUUUACAUAUAGAGUGAAAGAAAGAUAUAGUGUGUGUGUGUGUGUCUGGGAGGUGUAGUGUAGAAGAGGGGGCAAUUUAAAGUAAAAUUGCAGCAUUUGGUCUCUCCCUUCCUUAACAUCCCCUUCUUUUUCCAAAGCUUCCUUUGUCCCCCCAACUAAACCCACCCCACCCCCUUUUUUCUCUUUCUUCCUCUUUUUCCGGCCACCCCUUUUCGCCGGAAAACACACUCCCUUCUUCCCGCCGGCCACCACCACUCUUUUUCUUCUUACCUCAGAGAAGCAUAGUAUAGUGCAAAAAGAUUCUGUUUUUGAUCUAUUUUUGUGUUGCCGGAGUUUGGUGAAGUGCAGCUCCGAUGAAUCUCCGGUGAGCAUAUCUGGGCACUUUUUAUGUUUUUAAGCUGAAGAAAAUAAGCAUAAAGGGAAAAUGAAAACGCCGGGGAAUACAGCCGGAGCUCAGCAGGCUGCUGCCAACGUUAAUCCUGCCGAAGGUGAAAAGAAGAGCAUAAACCCAGAGCUAUGGCAGGCCUGCGCCGGACCUCUGGUUAACUUACCGGCCGCCGGGACCCACGUCGUCUAUUUUCCUCAAGGCCACAGUGAACAGGUUGCAGCAUCUAUGAAGAAAGAUGUAGAUGCCCAAAUACCAAACUACCCAAAUCUUCCAUCAAAGUUAGUUUGUCUCCUUCACAAUGUUACCCUACAUGCUGAUCCGGAAACAGAUGAAGUUUAUGCACAAAUGACACUGCAGCCAGUUCCUUCAUUUGACAAGGAGGCACUGUUGAGAUCAGAUUUGUCUAUGAAAACGAAUAAACCGCAAACAGAAUUUUUCUGCAAGACCUUAACUGCCAGUGAUACGAGCACACAUGGAGGCUUUUCUGUGCCUCGACGUGCUGCAGAGAAAAUAUUCCCGCCUCUGGAUUACUCGAUGCAACCACCUGCCCAAGAACUUGUGGCUAGAGACUUGCAUGAUAAUGUGUGGACCUUCCGCCAUAUUUAUCGUGGGCAACCCAAACGCCAUUUGCUAACAACGGGGUGGAGCCUAUUUGUCAGUGGGAAGAGGCUUUUCGCUGGUGAUUCGGUCUUAUUUAUUAGGGAUGAAAAGCAGCAGCUUCUACUCGGUAUUAGGCGAGCAAACAGACAGCCCACAAACUUAUCAUCAUCUGUGUUGUCAAGUGAUAGCAUGCAUAUAGGUAUCCUAGCAGCGGCAGCCCAUGCAGCUGCAAACAAUAGCCCUUUCACUGUGUUUUAUAACCCAAGGGCAAGUCCGUCUGAGUUUGUCAUCCCUUUAGCUAAGUAUUACAAGGCAACUUAUAGCAGUCAAGUAUCGCUUGGCAUGCGGUUCCGCAUGAUGUUUGAGACAGAAGAGUCAGGAACUAGAAGGUAUAUGGGCACAAUUACCGGCAUCAGUGAUUUGGAUCCGGUGAGGUGGAAGAACUCACAAUGGCGCAACUUGCAGGUUGGUUGGGAUGAGUCAACUGCUGGGGAGAGGCGUAACCGGGUCUCAAUUUGGGAGAUUGAACCUGUAACAGCACCGUUUUUCAUCUGUCCUACUCCGCCAUUCUUCAGGUCAAAGCGGCCAAGGCUACCUGGAAUGCCAGAUGACGAUUGUUCUGAUCUGGAUGGCCUAUUCAAGAGGACAAUGCCGUGGCUUGGUGAUGACUUUGGGAUGAAAGACCCGCAAGGUCUUCCAGGCCUGAGCUUAGUCCAAUGGAUGAACAUGCAACAGAACCCUUCAAUGCCGCAGCCAAACUACCUGCAUUCUUUGUCUGGUUCCGUUCUACAGAAUGUCGGAAGUGGAGCAGACCUCUCACGUCAGUUAGGUCUACCUGCAGCACCUCAGCUUCCUCAGCACAACACCUUACAGUUUGGUACCCAACGGCCAAACCAACAAGGUCAGAUGCCAGCUACCACAUUGAGCCCUGUAGGAUCCAUUAUGCAGUCGCAGCAGCAACAGUUGUCGGAUAUCAGUCAGCUACCAAGACAGAAUCCAAUCAACCAAUCCGUGCCUACAAACCAAGUUCAGGCCCAACUUUUGCAAGCGCAGAGUCUUGUGCAAUCUCAGAAUGUCCUUCAGCAACAACAAUCACUUCAAAACCAGCUGCAGAGGAACCUUCCUCAGCAGCAACAGAUUAUGAAUCAGACUCAGCAGCAGAGUUUCAUGCCAUCUCAGCCUAGCGAUCCACUUAGCCAACAGAUGCAUUUCUCUGAUAACCAAUUACAGUUGCAGCUUUUGCAGAAGCUGCAUCAUCAUCAGCAAUCACUUCUAGCUCAACAAUCUGUAUUGCAACAACAAUCCCAGCUUGGGCCAAUCCAGGAUCAGCAGAAGCAGCUCUUGGAUGUAUCACAGAACUUUUCCAGGUCGCUUGCAACAAGCCAAAUGCUGGAUAUGUCUCAAACCACGUCCACCUCCACGUCGCUCUCCCAGUCGCAAGUUGUCCAGCAGCAAAUGACUAGCCAAUCUAAUUUUCGUUUUUCCCAGCCAAAUCAGCAAUCAAAACUUCACCAGCAACCUGGAAUUCUACCAGAACUACCUGGACAAGUUGGUCAGAAUCUACCACCGACUACUAAUCAGCUUUCCACAAACUGUAGUAGCUUAUUAACAGGAGCUGCAGGUGGAGGCCAGUCGGUGGUUACGGAUGACGUCCCAUCAUGUUCCACUUCACCAUCCACGAACAACUGUCAAAAUGCGGUUCAGCCAAUUAUGAGUGGUAGGAUUCAUCGAGGCACAGCUGCAGGGGAUGAAGCAACCCAGUCUUCUGUACCCCUUUUGAAUUCCAGUGGAUUCGAAGCUAUGUCCACUAAUAGCAAUCUAAUUAAAGAUUUGCAGCACAAAUCUGAUGUGAAGCCCUCAGUGAACAUCUCCAAGAGCCAGAACCAUGGAUUUUUGGCUCCUCAAACCUACCUUCACACUGCAGCGCCCCACAUGGAUUAUCUAGAUAGUUCAUCUUCAGCAACCUCAGUCUGCUUUUCUCAAAAUGAUGUCCAGUUACAGCAGACAAUGAACCCGUUGUCUUUCAGUACUCAGCCAGUCAUAUUCAGAGAUAGUCAAGAUGGAGAAGUUCAGGGUGACCCCAGAAACAGUGUUGCUUUUGGAUCAAAUAUGGACAAUCAGUUAGGACUGCCGAUGAUGUCUGAUCCUUUGGUUACAAAUAGCUUGAUGGACUCAAGGAAAGAUCUAUCGAAUAAUAUCUCAUCAGGAGGCGGCAUGCUUUCUAGCUAUGAGAACCCCAAGGAAGCACAGCCAGAACUCUCAUCAUCAAUGGUUUCCCAGUCAUUUGGAGUUCCUGAUAUGGCCUUCAAUUCAAUUGAUUCUACCAUAAAUGAAGGCAGCUUCAUGAAUAGAGGUGCCUGGGCCCCACCACCUCAAGUACCUCGUUUGCGGACAUAUACCAAGGUAUACAAGCGUGGUGCUGUUGGAAGAUCGAUUGAUAUCGCACGUUACUCGGGCUACGAAGACCUUAAACAAGAUUUAGCUCGUAGAUUCGGUNCUUAGCUCGUAGAUUUGGUAUAGAGGGACAACUGGAGGACAGACAAAGAAUAGGAUGGAAGCUUGUGUAUGUGGAUCAUGAGAAUGAUGUUCUGCUGGUUGGUGAUGACCCUUGGGAGGAAUUUGUGAACUGUGUCCGCUGCAUUAAGAUUCUUUCUCCGCAAGAAGUCCAGCAAAUGAGCUUGGAUGGGGAUUUUGGGAAUAGUCUCCAAAAUCAAGCUUGUAGCAGUUCCGAUGGGGGAAAUGUAAAUUAGCUGUGGCUUAAAUUCCUUUCUUAGAAGCUGGAAAUUUGUAUAACUUUAGGUGUUUAUUGAUCAAGCUUGGUGGAAAUGUGCCACCAUUGGUUGUUCUUCUCUUUAUACACGAUGGAAAACGCAAAGCAGCUCUCUCCCUAGGAUCUUGGUAUAAGGACCUUUCCUUGGUUGAACAGGAGACAAGAACACAGGUUGGAUUUGAGUGUGCUUGAUCACCCUGUGUGAUUGCACCUGUCCAAUUAGAGGGUUAGCUCGUGUUGGAAGGGGGAACCUGGUCUAGCCUAGGUAACCAUAGAUAGAGCUGUACGAUGUUUGCUACGAGAGUUUAUCCAAAUUUUCAAUAUGUAUGGUGUAGCGUUGGAAUGUAUAGUUGUUUAGAAUGUUCUCUGAUUUUCCCCUCAAUCUCUUAAUGAAGUAAAUUUCAGUAGCUGA